AUGUACCGCUCCACCUCGCCGCCGGCGCCGCCGCGAGACGGCGUCCAGUGGGCCAACGCCGCCUCCUCGGCGGCCCUGCGCCGCUACUCCUCCCUCCCCAAGAAGGGCAAGCCGCAGGGGCGCGAGUCCACGGUGCUCGCCGCUUUCCUGCUCUCCUCCCCGCAGGACCCGCUCGGCCCUGAGGUCCUGUCCCUCGCCACCGGCACCAAGUGCCUCGGCGCGUCCCGCCUGGGCCCCCGCGGAGACCUCGUCCACGACGCCCACGCCGAGGUCGUCGCCCGCCGCGCGCUCCUCCGCCUCCUAUACGCCGAGAUCGGCGCCGACAGCCCUCCGAGCUGGCUGGUUCCGUCCGGUUCCGGUGGGCGGUGGAGGCUGAGGGACGGAUAUCAGCUGCACCUCUACGUCACCCUGCUCCCCUGUGGGGUCAUGCCAGUGCCGCCGUCACCCUCAGAGGUUCCAAGGUUACAGCCGGACAUUGUGGUGAAUGGAUACGGUGGUAUGCUUCUUUCUUAUCCUUGGUGUUCAGCAUAG
Molecule: messenger RNA, 531 nt
Organism: Lolium rigidum
Lineage: Eukaryota; Viridiplantae; Streptophyta; Magnoliopsida; Poales; Poaceae
Product: tRNA-specific adenosine deaminase TAD1-like
Exons: 2
Coding region: 1-531 (176 amino acids)
Biological process (GO): adenosine to inosine editing; RNA processing
Cellular component (GO): nucleolus; cytoplasm
Molecular function (GO): double-stranded RNA binding; tRNA-specific adenosine deaminase activity; double-stranded RNA adenosine deaminase activity
Source: RefSeq, a predicted model, not a curated record